CCAGAGAAGAAGAAAACACCUUUAUUUCUGCUUUCUUUCACUCCGAAUACGGAGUGAGAAACCCUAAUUUUUGCUCAGAAACCUUAAUUUUCUAAGUUGCAGACCUCCCAAAGCCUGCUCUGUUCUAAAUGUGCAUUCAAAGCUUCACCUCUACCGACCUUUUAAUGCUUCUCUUUUUCGUCGGUAUCUGAUUCCAAUUCGUACCUCCAAGCCUUUCGUUUUUCUCUCUCCGGCUAAUCCGAUUUGACCUUUUUUACCUGGUAAUUGGUUGUUCUCUCGUAUAAGAGAGAGAGGUGUGGGAAAUUUGGUUUGAGAAGCAUAAGAUGUUUGAGUUUGAUCGGAGAUCAGAGAGUGAGCUGAGUUCGGAAACCAGGAAUUCGAGUCAGAGUUCGAUGAGUAGCGAGAGUUGCGGUAGCUUCAGUCGGCUCUCUUUCGAGCUUCCGAUCUGGCGAUCUUCGCCGGAGAAUCUCACUCUCAAGCCGCACCGCUCCUCCGACUUCGCUUACUCCGCAAUCCGCUCAGCGACCUUCGGCCGCAAGGCCGGACUAACUUGCCGAGAUUUCAGGCUGCACCGCCGCAUCGGCGCCGGAGAUAUCGGAACCGUCUACCUCUGUUCACUUGCGAAUGGUGAUGAGAACUGCUAUUACGCUAUGAAGGUGGUGGACAAGGAGGCUUUAGAAUUGAAAAAGAAAGUGCAGCGAGCGGAAAUAGAGAGAAAGAUCUUGAAAAUGCUAGAUCAUCCAUUUCUGCCCACUCUGUAUGCAGAGUUUGAGGCUUCUCAGUUCUCCUGUAUCGUGAUGGAGUACUGUUCCGGCGGCGAUUUGCAUUCUCUCAGACAUAAACAGCCCCACAAACGCUUCUCUUUGAGCUCUGCAAGGUUUUAUGCUGCUGAAGUUCUCGUAGCGCUGGAGUACCUCCACAUGCUGGGAAUCAUUUACAGAGAUUUAAAACCGGAGAACGUUUUAGUAAGAUCAGACGGUCAUAUCAUGCUCUCCGACUUCGACCUGUCUCUCUGUUCAGAUGCCAUCGCCGCCGUUGAAUCCCCGUCAUCCUCCCCUGGCGCUGCGUCUCCAGCGAACCAUAGGUGCAUCCGCCCCCAUUCUACCCGGCUCUCAUGUCUCUUCCACCGGCUCUUCCGGUCAAAGAAGAUUCAAACACUGUCCUCCUCCAGCCGGUUGUUCUUUGUGGCCGAGCCGGUCACCGCCAAAUCAAGCUCAUUCGUUGGAACCCACGAGUACGUCUCCCCUGAGGUGGCAUCCGGUGGGUCCCAUGGCAACGCCGUUGACUGGUGGUCCUUCGGGAUCUUCAUCUACGAACUGAUCUACGGUCGCACUCCGUUCGCGGCUCCAUCCAAUGAAACUACACUGUGCAACAUCGUAAAAAAGCCCCUGACCUUCCCCACGCACUCACCUUCUUCCAUGCUUGAAAUCCACGCGCGGGACUUGAUCUCGGGUCUCCUAAACAAGGACCCUAAUAGCCGCCUCGGGUGCAAGCGUGGAGCCGCCGACGUCAAAACCCAUCCAUUUUUCAAAGGCCUGAAUUUCGCCCUGAUACGGUCGCUGACACCGCCGGAAAUUCCAAAUUUACGGAGGUUAAAGACGACGCCGGUGUGUCCUCAGAAGGAAUCAACGGCUUUUGAUUACUUUUGACAGCCCGUGUAACAAAGUGUUGGUGCCACGUGUUGAUGAGGGGAUGCCAGUUUUUAUGAUUGGCGGUGACAGAUGUGAAUAUUCGAGCUGUCCCCCCUUUUUUUUAAUAUAAUUUUGGAUUAAUUUAACUUAUGAGUAGGUUGACUUUAGAUAAAUUAAGGAUUUAUACGUAAAUAUUUCUCAUGGGAUGCUCACAAAAAUAUUUUUGUGGUGAAAAUAUGAGAAAAUGAUUAACAGUUAGUCUCUGCAUUGAAGGUGUUACGGUGCUCAGAUGAUCAUUUUUGAGAAGCAAAUAUAGGUUCUGUGUACUAUAUAUUAUACAUGGGCAUUUAGAAGAGAAUCUAGAUGGAACAAUUU
Molecule: messenger RNA, 2006 nt
Organism: Rubroshorea leprosula
Lineage: Eukaryota; Viridiplantae; Streptophyta; Magnoliopsida; Malvales; Dipterocarpaceae
Source: the annotation of a GenBank genome assembly